Messenger RNA from Trichosporon asahii var. asahii CBS 2479, 1596 nucleotides. RefSeq names its product eukaryotic translation initiation factor 3 62 kda subunit. NCBI's taxonomy places the organism in Eukaryota, Fungi, Basidiomycota, Tremellomycetes, Trichosporonales, Trichosporonaceae. Gene Ontology annotation, cellular component: nucleus; tRNA (m1A) methyltransferase complex. The record is from RefSeq and is a predicted model, not a curated record. The transcript has 2 exons. The coding region runs from base 1 to 1596 and encodes 531 amino acids. Gene Ontology annotation, biological process: tRNA methylation.
AUGGCCGAAUCCGAACCCAUGGCUGUCGACGCCGCACCCGUGGCUUCCGUCGACGCAGCUCCCGGCACCGAGGCUGUUGCGGCUCCUGCCGCCGAGGGCUCCGCCUCCGCUUCCGCUGCUGGCGAGGCUUCAUCGUCGACUGCGGUUGGAGACGGCGAAGGCUCAACGUCGGCGCCGCAACACCGCCGCAAGAAGGACCUUGAACCCCAGGAGCCCAUUGAGGACGUGAUUCACCGCCGUCUCACCGUCAUCAAGGAAGGUGACAACGUGCUUCUGCGCCUGCCCAGCGACACCAUCAAACUUCUUCAGCUCGGAAAGUUUGGCGCGUUCCCUGCACGCGAGCUGAUCGGAAGGCCGUACGACAUCACGUAUGAGAUCGUACUUGCUCCGGGAGAGAUGCCGCUGUCCGGAUCGGCGACGCCCGAGCCCGAGUUCAGGGGGAAGAAGGGGAAGAAGUCGGCUGUGCCGCUGAAGGACAACCCUGGAUGGAAGCACGUCCUGCGGCCCCAGAAGCAGCGUACGGUUUUGGACGCGAUCGUUGACGACAUCCGGGAGACGAACGAGUUCAUCGAGGACCAGGAGGCGCGCGAGGGCCUGCUCAUGAGCCAGGAGGAGAUUGCCGAGCUCAAGGCCCAGGGUGUGAGCGCUGAGGAGAUGAUCAAGAGGCAGAUGGAGCGCCACGACCAGUUCGAGCUCAAGACCGACUUCUCCAAGGAGAAGUGGCGCAAGCGUAAGGAGAAGAAGUACUCGCAGACGGUGCACCCGCUCGCCCCUAGCACGCGCAACAUCGUCAACCACUACGCCGAGCGCAACCCGCAGGCGAUCGCCUAUCUUCGCGAGGACACGCUGAGCCAGCUCCUCGUCGCCGCCAACGUUCGUCCGGGCGGCCGCUACCUCGUCGUGGACGACACGGGCGGUCUCGUGACCGCCGCCAUUGCGGAGCGCAUGGGAUGCACUGGUCGUAUCAUGGUGUUCACGGAUGCGGACAGCCCGCCGGCGUGGGGUGUGCUGAACACGAUGAACUUCAGCGAGCAGGAGCUUGCGUGCAUUAAGUGGCUGAACUGGAUGGAGGCCGAGCCCGGGUACGAGCGUCCGCCCCUGCCGACGGAGGAUGGAAUGCCGGCCAUUGCCGCGGGCAAGACGCAAGCGCGUGUGCGCAGGCACAACGCGCAGGUCGCCGAGCUCACCGCGAGCCAGAACGAACUCCAUUCCGGAAACUGGGACGCGGCCAUUCUCGCGACCGACCUCAGCCCCGUCUCUGUCGUCAAGAAGCUCACGCCGUACAUUGCCGGAGCGGGAAACCUCGUCGUGUACUCCCCUUACCAGCAGGUCGUUGCUGAGACCCUCGCCUACACCCGCAAGGACCCCAACUACCUCGCCACCAAUAUGACUGAGAGCUGGAUGAGGACGUACCAGGUUCUUCCUGGCCGAACGCACCCUAUGAUGACGACGAGCGCAGCGGGAGGAUACCUCCUCGCCGCUACGAGGGUGAUCCCCUCCACGUUCGUGCCCGAGAGCCACCAGAGGCACAACAAGAGGAGGAAGAAGGCGAACGGAGACGCGACUCCCGCUGGGACGGACACGCAGGAGGAGUAA